UAAGUGUAGAAAUACAACUUAGUAGUCAACAAACAAGUGUUUCGUAUCAAUCGUGUGUUGGUUGAGGCGAGCAGGCAUUUCUUACCUUUUUUAUUAUUACACAACACGGUAUUUUGUUGUUGGCCGGCCGGUUAAAUUUAUUCACUCACGUUGUUACCUAACUUUUUAUUUUUUAAUAAAGUUUUAUUUUAACUUUUCAUUUUUUAUUGAAAAGAGUUUUCAGAUCUGUGUGAAAACAGAUUAACGUGUGUUUCUAAUUUUUUUUAAUUGUAAGUGAAUUUGAUUUGUGAUAAGUUUCGGAAAAUUUUCAAUCCAAAAUGACUAUCAGUGAGGAACAUGAAUUGUUGAAUAAUUCGGGUGAAAAUCAACGAUCUAAUUAUUCUUCUGGCGGAAAUGGUCACGCAUUUCAAUUGGAAUCAUUAUUGACCGAAAGUAAACCACGAUAUGGUUCAAUUGGUGAUAGUGGAGGUGGUGAUUAUGCUGGUGAUCCAGAAAAUGCUUUUCGUCAUAUGGAUCGUAUAACAUACACAUGGUAUGAUAUGAACGUGUAUGGAAUUAUUGCAAAACGAGCAGGUCGAAAUCGGUUAAUAAGUGGUAUAACACAAAAAGAUCCUACACCAGAAAUGACACCACAUAUAGAACGGAAACAUAUUUUAAAGGGUGUUCAUGGAAUAGCUCGACCUGGUGAAUUAUUAGCAAUUAUGGGCUCAUCUGGUGCUGGUAAAACUACUUUAUUAAAUACAUUAACAUUUUGCUCGCCGGCGAGUGUCAUUGUCAGUGGAACCAGGUGCAUUAAUGGUAUUCCUAUAAAUAAUACAUCAUUGCGUAGUAUGUCUGCAUAUGUACAACAAGAUGACUUAUUUAUUGGAACGCUUACGGUUAAGGAACAUUUAGUUUUUCAAGCCUUAGUUCGUAUGGAUCGAAAUAUACCAUAUAAACAACGUAUGCAACGAGUGAACGAAGUAUUAUCAGAGUUAGCCUUAUUAAAAUGUCAAAAUACAACAAUUGGUAUCCCGGGACGUUUGCGUGGAAUUUCUGGUGGUGAAAUGAAACGUCUAUCAUUCGCUGCUGAAGUAUUAACGAAUCCACCAUUAAUGUUUUGUGAUGAACCCACAUCAGGUUUAGAUUCAUUUAUGGCACAAAAUGUUGUACAAGUUUUAAAAACAUUAGCACAAUCUGGUAAAACUGUUGUUUGCACAAUUCAUCAACCAUCUUCGGAGUUAUAUUCUAUGUUUGAUAAAUUGUUAUUAAUGGCCGAAGGACGUGUAGCAUUUUUAGGAAAACCAUCUGAAGCGUAUAAUUUCUUUUCCAACCUGGGUGCUACGUGCCCAAUUACAUAUAAUCCUGCCGAUUAUUAUGUCCAACUGUUAGCUGUCGUUCCAAAUCGUGAAGAUUCAUGCCGUCAAACCAUUGAUAUGAUUUGUGAUAAUUAUCAAACAUCAGAUUUAGGGCAACGAGUUACACUCGAAGCUGCAGAAGCAGCAAAUAAUCAAUAUCGUUUUGGUGGUCAAACUGUUAUGGAAUCGAUGACGGAACGACGUAGCCCAUAUAAAGCGAAUUGGAUACGACAAUUUCGGGCUGUACUUUGGCGGUCAUGGAUUAGUGUUAUCAAAGAGCCAAUUUUAAUUAAAGUUAGAUUAUUGCAAUCAGUUCUAGUGUCCUUUUUAAUUGGUUUAAUAUACUUUGGACAGGUAUUAAAUCAAGAUGGUGUUAUGAAUAUAAAUGGUGCUAUUUUCUUAUUUUUAACAAACAUGACGUUCCAGAAUGUGUUUUCGGUUAUAAGUGUAUUCUGUAACGAAUUACCAGUGUUCUUACGUGAAAAUCGAAAUGGUAUGUAUCGAACGGAUAUAUACUUUUUAUGUAAAACAUUAGCUGAAGCACCUGUAUUCCUUGCCAUUCCAAUGAUAUUCGCAUUUAUCUGCUAUUAUAUGAUUGGUUUGAAUCCAGAACAACCACGAGUAUUUAUUACAGCAAUUAUUGUUGCACUGGUUGCAAAUGUUGCUAUUUCAUUUGGAUACUUAAUUUCCUGCAUUAGUUCCGGUGUUUCGAUGGCAUUAUCUAUUGGACCGCCUGUAAUUAUUCCAUUUAUGUUAUUUGGUGGCUUCUUCCUUAACACCGGAUCAGUGCCAUUCUAUUUUAAAUGGUUAUCAUACCUGUCAUGGUUCCGAUAUGGUAAUGAAGCAUUAUUAAUUAAUCAAUGGGAAGGAAUAAAUGAGAUUGAUUGUACACGAUCAAAUUACAGUUGUCCUCAAAGUGGUCAUGUUGUCUUACAAAUGUAUAAUUUUGAAGAGCAACAUUUACCAUGGGACAUAAUCAGUUUAUUGGGAUUAAUAUGUUUGUUUAGAUUUUUGGCAUUUUUAGCAUUAUUAUCCAAAACGUACAAAGGAGAAUAAAAUCACAAAAAAAAGACAAAGCAAAACGUUAAUUUUUUUGUAUAAAUAAAUUUAAAAAAAAAUUAAAUAAAUUGACACACAAAUCCUUGCACCUAUAAAGUUUUUAGGUUUAAAAAUUUAUCGUUCAAAUAUUUUUGAAUACGUUCAUUAUGAAUUCAUUUCCUAAUAAAAUUUAACAAUUUGUAUCUCUCUAAAUCUUUCUUAGCGUGAACGUAUCUUUAUUUGGUACGGUAAUAUUAAUCGAGUCAAAAAGUCUGAAUAUGUUUUAAUAUUAAGUCUUUUUUUAUAUUUUUCGGGAUCCGAUUACAGAAAAUAUUACCCUCACCUCUAAAUAGUCUGAGAUAAUGCUUAAAGAAAGAUUUCACUUUCAAAAAAUCUACCUGAAUACUUUUUCUGAUAUUAAUAAGCAGUAAUUAUCAGAAUCUCAGAUUUGGAUAAAACUUCCAGAGUAAGUUUUUGAUUAGAGAAAUUUAAAUCCGUGACAGAGCGAUGAAAUUCAUACAAACCGGGAUGAAAUCGAUGUAAUUUAUUAGAAAAAAUUGGGAGUAAUGACCAUCGUUGAUCGAUAUUGCUUCCCUUAGUCUCUUCUUUUCAAAACUACCCAUACAAUUAUUUGCAAUUAGCACAAAAUGAUUUCGAUUUUUUGGGUAAAAUCAAGAGACUGAAAUUUACCCAAAAUAUUUCAGAAAACAUUUUAAUGAUUUCUUUCUUUUUUACAAUUUUGCCCAUCCAUUCAAAUUUAAAAUGUUUUAAAGCUUUUCAAAAUUUAAAGACAACCUCAAGACAGUAGGAUUAUAUUUACCUACACUUUCGAGACGAGACAAAAUAAAAUUGUUGAGAACUAAGCAAAAUAUAAAACUUUGAAUCUUGCACAAAUUCGAGACAAAAUGCGAAAUAACUUUUUUUUGACAAAAAGCUCGUUUAUAUGAAUGGCAAUCUUCCCUUCAAGCAUUAUCUAAUUCUAUUAACAGAUUUCGGGGUAUGUUUUUUUCUAGUAUCGAAUCCCAGAUCAUUAUUAUAUAAUUAAUAAUUUUGAUCGAAUUUCUUAGAAAUAAUUAUUGUAAAAUAAUUUUGUUAUUUAGAAAUUAAUUUUGAAUCUCUCUAUAAAUCGUAUUAAUAGUAUC
Molecule: messenger RNA, 3517 nt
Organism: Chrysoperla carnea
Lineage: Eukaryota; Metazoa; Arthropoda; Insecta; Neuroptera; Chrysopidae
Gene: w
Product: protein white
Exons: 11
Coding region: 318-2393 (691 amino acids)
Biological process (GO): transmembrane transport
Cellular component (GO): plasma membrane
Molecular function (GO): ATP hydrolysis activity; ATP binding; ABC-type transporter activity
Source: RefSeq, a predicted model, not a curated record